AUGUCCUCUUCCGAUGGCCCUCGCCGGGUUGCGGCACUGGAAAGCUGGAUCCGGUCACAUGGCGGGAGCAUCUGUGAAGCUGCUUCGGUGCUGGAUGCUGAUGGCUACCGGGGGGUCUUUGCGCGCGAGGCCUUAAAGCCCGACGUCGACUUCUGCCGCAUACCUCAGAAGCUGCUGAUCACCGAGAGGCUGGCCGAGGCUUCCUUGGAUUUCGGACAAGAGCUGCGGCACAGCGCUGAAGAGUUGAUGCCAUCUGCGGCUGGUCUGCUCCUCCUCACAGCCUUGCUGUUGAGGGACUCUGCGGCGGAGUCUGCGCGGGCCGCGCCGGGUGCCGGUGGCGAGAGUUUCUUCGCGCCCUACUACCAAGCCUUGCCAACGGAGGUGCGGCAGAUGCCAUCAUGCUGGCCUGCGGACCACUGGCUUCAUGCUGCAAUCCGGGGGAGCCAUCUCGAACGAUUGGUCCGGGUUCUCAGUUUUUGUAGUUCGCUGAAGGGUUUAGGGUUAAGGAGCCACGCUGCGGAUCAUAUACCGAUAUGCUGGGAGGAUUUUCUGUGGUGCCGAAGCAUGGUUGCCAGUCGGGCGUACAGCCUGCCCUUGGACGGCGUAACCUCGCAACGCUGCCUUGUGCCGUGGGCCGACCUCUUGAACCAUGGGCAGGGAGAAGAGCUCUCCGCCCGCUAUGCCUUCCAGCCAGGCAGCGCUGCGGAGGACGGCUAUGUCCUCAUGCGCAUCACCAAGCCUGUGGCAGACGGUCGGGAAGUCUUUCAGACAUACGGCGAAAAGAACAUGCCAACACUGUUUGUGGAUUAUGGCUUUUGCUUCCAGCAGGCGCCUGCAGUGACGUCCCUGCAAAUCACUGCGCCCAUCUGCAGCGAGGGCAGCACAGCGGUGCAGAAGGAGGCUUAUCGGAAGUUCUGGCAGCUCGCUGGCGGACCACCAGGUCGAAAAGCAGUCACCGUGGAGGUGGAUGCAUCCGGUUGGCGACGAGUCCUUCCCAUGUUGCGUGCUGCAGCGGCCUGCAAUGCAGAGCAAGAAGGCGCAUCUGACUACGCGGAGCCCACAGACAUCGGGUUGGAGACACUGUCUUGCCGGAGCUUCCGGUCGCUUUGCGAACAUGCACUCAACAGGCUGCCUUCGUCCGAAGAGAUGCGCCACCGAGAAUUGAGAGAUUGGAAGGUCCAGGCAGUGCCAGCUUGCGUCCAAGUGCUGGAGGAGAUUCCGCAAUGGGAGGAGAGGACUCUGCUGCAGCUCUUCGUGUCCAUGGCCGACCAGGCCAUAUCAUGCUUGCAGCCUGCGACCUCUCCGAAAAUCACUUCGCCACUGGACUUGGGGGAUGGGCAGAUGGGCGUGGAGUGGGCAUAUAGCGACACCCACGUGAUGAAACGCCGACACCAGCGAAACUUCGCGAUCGAGGCUACGCGGACUGCGGCACGGCCAUCCGGAUUCGUUGGCAAUUUGCGCAGCAUGGUAGUGGACAAGUCACCUCACCUCGUAUGCGAGGUAAAGGGCACAAGUCAACUUGACAGGAAACAGCGGUGGGUGAAAAGCGAUCCAGUCUUUAGCACUUUGGAGGGCGUCAGCACCGCGACCACCGCCGAGUUCAAGAAGCGCCCCUUUGGAGUGAAGAGGUACACUCCGGGCUAUCAAGGGAAGGGUGCCAUGAUCAUCGACAUGCAGGACAAGUCUCGCUACCCUGGCGAUGCCAUGGGGCAAGCAGCCGUCGGUGGAGUUCGGAUCGGCAUGGUCUUGAAGUCCGUGGCAGGCGAGGAUGUGAGCCAGUGGGACUUCGAAGAUAUUAUGGAGCUGCUCAAUGACCAGGGUAUCAUGGAUCCCGACUCAAAGUCGGCAGCCUCGUGGGGUGACGCGGGGAAGGGCGUCCAAAGGCAACCCGUACCCGAGGCAGAGCUGCCUGUGACCAUCGAGUUUGCGACCGCGAACUCAGGUGCGGGUGCCAGUGAGGCACCGCUUUGCUUGGAUUCGGUUCCCCGGCGCGAUGGCAUCGUCGGCCUGGCUCUCACGGAGUCCGUGUCGGCCAACUUGGGCCUGGCAGGCUACACCAAGAUGGGUCCACCUCUGCAGGUGGCCAAAGCAGGGGCGAGUCCAGAAGGCGGCUUCGUGGUGGAAGCCAUGAGCGUUCAGGGCCAGGCGAUGCCUGCGGCCAGCGCUCUGAAGGGUGCCGCCAAGGCGGCUGGGCUGACGUCGAUGAAAGGCCUUUGCCUGGGCAUCGGACGACCGGGGGGAG
This is a messenger RNA of Symbiodinium sp. CCMP2456, 2242 nucleotides long. The record is from the annotation of a GenBank genome assembly. Lineage: Eukaryota; Dinophyceae; Suessiales; Symbiodiniaceae.